UAUAAUUUAUAGGGGAGAAGAAGAAGGAAAAAAAAUUACAGAACAACGAAUUGAAUAGCUUCAAGUCAUGCAUUAGAUUUUUCCACGAAAUUGGCAGAUAGAAAAAAUCACUUUGAAUAUAAGAAAAGGACAAACCGGAUAGAGAGAAUAAUAAUGUUCGCAACCGGUUUCUUCACCAGUUUGCCUCUUUUCCCAACUUCUCUGCUUGCAGAAAGUUUAGCCAUUUUUCACUCUUACAGAAAAAAUAGUACUGAAAAAUCUAGUUCGUAGCUUUGUUGAUUUCUUCGAUCUGUAUGUUAUCUGAACAAAAUCUAUCUCUAACUUUCAUCAUCAAAUUUCCAUUCCAUUUAUAUAAAAUAUCUUUCUAUAUUUCCACUUUCGUUACCCUUCAUAAAUAUCCUUUUCCAACGUUUCCUGACUUUUUUUUUUCCUUCUUAAUUAUCAUAUGAUAUUUAAGGUUGUAGAUCUAACUCCAAAAUUUUCAACUAACUUUUCCAUUUCCUCGUCCUUCAUUUAUAUCUUUGUUUGAUCUGUUGUAGCUGUUUCUUUGUUGUCGUCGUCGUCGUCUUCCUUGAGAAAAGUUGAAAAUUUUCUGUCAAAUUUUGUUUCUUUAGAGGUGUAAUCAUAUACCCAUUUCUCAAAUCAUUAAAAUUUCUCUGUUUAAUUUCAAUUUUCAUCCAAGUCAUGUGAUUUUAACAUCUGGGUACGUCUCCUUUUUCAUGUUUUCAUACUAAAAUUAGGGUUUUUUUGUCAAAAAAAAAAUCCCUCUUUGGAAAGUUACAUGGAUUACGGUAGAGAAAAUGUAGUUCACGUAAUUCCGAUAAAUGGACCUGAAAAUUGGGUUCCAAAUUCGGGAGAUCCUUCAGUUUGGGCUACGGAAGAAGAUUACUGUGUUUGGAACAACCAUGAAACCUCCACCGACACACCUUCAAACUCCAGCUACGACCAAAGACAACCUCAAUCAUGGUCCAACUCCGAACAGCCUCCAAACAAGAAACAAAGAAACUCUUCCCAGGAAUUAAAUUUCAGGUCCAAAGCCAUAGGCAAAAUAUUUUUCAAGACCAAGCUUUGUUGCAAGUUCAGGGCUGGCACUUGCCCUUACAUUACAAAUUGUAACUUUGCUCAUAGCAUUGAAGAGCUUCGACGCCCACCUCCUAAUUGGCAAGAAAUAGUGGCUGCUCAUGAAGAAGACAAAGGGGUUUUAUCAGAGCCAAGAGAGGAAUUUCAAAUUCCUUCUCUGGGGUCUUCUAGUUUUUCAGGGGAAUCACAGAGGUCAUAUAAGGGAAGGCAUUGCAAGAAGUUUUAUACAGAGGAAGGGUGUCCUUAUGGUGAUAAUUGUACCUUUUUGCACGACGAGCAUUCGAAGAAUCGAGAGAGUGUAGCUAUAAGUUUGGGGCCUGGAGGGUAUGGUGGUGGCGGGGGAGGAGGUGCUGCUGGUGGCGCCGCUGGGAAUGGAUCGAAUACAAAGCCGUCUAAUUGGAAGACAAGGAUUUGUAAUAAGUGGGAACUUACUGGCUACUGCCCAUUUGGAAAUAAAUGUCAUUUUGCUCAUGGAGUUGGAGAAUUACACCGAUAUGGAGGGGGCCUUGUGGAUGUAGAAGCUAAGGAUUCUUCUGCUACCACUUCUGACUCAAAGCAAGGGGGAGGAGUGCCUUCUAAAACUCCUGUUGAUACUGUGGCUGCACCGGUCCCUUCCGUUACGCACUCAGAUGUUUAUCAUCUUGGGGUUCCUUCACAAAGGACAUCUAUUGUACUCCAGAGGCCAGGACAAAGAACUAUUCAGAAAUGGAAGGGUCCAGAUAAAAUCAGUCGGAUAUAUGGUGACUGGAUUGAUGAUAUCGAAUAAACUUUGGUCCUUCAAGUAUUGAAAAAAACAAAAAAACAAAAAAAAAAAGGAAAGAAGGGGAGAGCUGAAAUUCUUUGCAGUAAGAAGCUUUUCCUGGGAAAGUGAAUAAUUUAGAUAUUCCUUGGACGGUAGGGUCAUAUACCUUCAGCUUCUGCACUAGGGUAUUUUUUUCUUUGCUCACUUCAAGUCUUCAGUGGAUCCCUGGCUUAUUGACAUCUGAGCUGUAUCAUUCUUAUGUAUGAAUAUUCCCUCCCUGGCUGGGAAUAUGACGUUUGUAUUACUAGCUGUAGACUUUGUCCUUGUUAUGAAAUCUAUAAAUCAUUAGAUGACCCUUUUUAAUCUGAAAA
Molecule: messenger RNA, 2193 nt
Organism: Durio zibethinus
Lineage: Eukaryota; Viridiplantae; Streptophyta; Magnoliopsida; Malvales; Malvaceae
Product: zinc finger CCCH domain-containing protein 12-like
Molecular function (GO): metal ion binding; mRNA binding
Source: RefSeq, a predicted model, not a curated record